Fomitopsis serialis is the source of this 495-nucleotide messenger RNA. RefSeq lists its product as uncharacterized. The record is from RefSeq and is a predicted model, not a curated record. The coding region runs from base 1 to 495 and encodes 164 amino acids. The transcript has 4 exons. NCBI's taxonomy places the organism in Eukaryota, Fungi, Basidiomycota, Agaricomycetes, Polyporales, Fomitopsidaceae.
AUGUCACAGGUUCCUCUUCGCCAAUGCGAAACCCCUGAGGACUGUAUAUAUCUCGAAGUUGUAGCGACGGUGGAGGGGAGACGCACACCCACAGGUCAGCUAGAAUGGACUAUAGACUACCUGGACGCCUCCGAUCCCGCCAAUACCCGUGAUGAUCAACAUCCAGCGCUUGAGCUGCCUAGCUCAUCGCAGACAAUCGCAGGGAUUGACCCUCGCCCCACAGAGUCUGCCACGUAUCAGCAUGGUGGCUAUCCAGGACAGACAGCAUCGCGUACUUCCCUCCGCCCACCAUUUCUUGAGCACGCUCCCGGUCCUAAUAUCAGCAACAUGGCUCGCUACAAGGAGUCCUUCAAGGAAUGUGCGGAAUACAUCGAGGGCAGCAUCGAGACUUGCUUGUCAACAGGGGAGGCACAUUUUGCGGAUGCGGAGCAGAUUUUACUUGUUCGAGUUAAUGAACAGGUGGAAGACCUCUCCACGAAACGGUUGACAAUCUAG